Messenger RNA from Mytilus trossulus (common blue mussel), 2011 nucleotides. Its product is annotated as plasmolipin-like. Gene Ontology annotation, cellular component: membrane. The record is from RefSeq and is a predicted model, not a curated record. Lineage: Eukaryota; Metazoa; Mollusca; Bivalvia; Mytilida; Mytilidae. The transcript is spliced from 2 exons. Gene Ontology annotation, molecular function: zinc ion binding. Bases 135 to 1847 code for a protein of 570 amino acids.
UGUUAAUCCAUUAUACAAUGAAAGGACUUUGUUAACACAAAUAUCACGUGACAAUAACACAAACUCAGAUAUAAUUGUGGAUUUGGAUGGCCAGCUGAGUAAAUAUAAACUUAUAAGUAAAGAACAGUUUAUAAAUGGCCAACUUGCUUCCAAAGAGUGAUAUAUUUUGCGGACCAUGCGAAUCUCAAAAUUUAACAAACGUAGCAGAGCUUUGGUGUCCUAAUUGUAAUGAAGGCCUAUGUUCAAAAUGUAUGGAGUAUCAUAAGGUUUCAAAAGCAUCCCGUAUGCACAAAACUAUAACAAUAGAAAAUUUAACGGCUCUUCCAGAAUUUGUUCGCAACAUUGAUCAUGUUUGUACGUCUCACGGUAAUGUCCUUGAACUGUAUUGCAGUGUCCAUGAGAAGGUAUGUUGUAUAGAUUGCGUAAGUACCGAGCAUUCCGAAUGUCCUGGUAUCACUUCAUUGGCUAAAGUAGUUCGAGGGGUGAAGGAAUCGGAAUUUUACCAUAGCGUUGUGAGCCAUAUCGAAGAGAUUACAGAGUUUGGCAUAAAACUUCAAAACAAUCGUUAUGAAAAUUUAGCCAGGCUUCAGCAAGAGAAAGACUUUCUGUUUGAAAAAGUCAAAUUAAAAUGUACAGAAGUAACAACACACUUUGAUGGAUUAGAAAAACAUCUGAAACAGCAGAUAGCCUCAACCAUAGCUCAACAAUCUGAACACAUUUAUGAAGUUAUUUCGCGUCUUCAAAAAAAAGAAAGUGCACUGAAAGAAUAUCAAAAACAAAUUUCAACUAUCAAAGAAAAUGCCACUGAUCUUCAAGUGUUCUGGGGACUAACAAAGAUAGAAAGUAAUGUCGCGGGUGAGGAAGCAAACUUUGAAUGUCUGACAGAAGAAUCUGUUAUGAAGGAGGCCAGUGUUAAAAUGAGGUUUACUCAAAAAUUCGAACGACUUAUAAAUAGUAUGAAACGUAUGGGAAAUAUAGAAAUUAACAUAAAAAAUUCAGACAUACAUUUUUCCAGAACAAAAUCUCAAAUCGCAAAAAAACUAUUAGAUAUUCAACCAGGUAUAGAAAAUAUCAAACUUACUUUUGUAACAAAAUUCCAGCUUCCAUUUGAUGUCGAUAUCAAUAUUUGUUGUUGUGCAAUACUGCCAGAUGAACGAGUAGUCAUGGCAAACAACAACUCAAGCGCUGACAGAGGAGGUAUGCAUAUUUUAAGUGAAAAUGGAGAGUAUCAGUUCCGGGUUGUAUGUUCUUCUUCUCCAUUUGGGCUUGCAGUCAUAAAUAAGUCAGAUAUUGCAGUAUCGUUUUAUAAAGAACGAUCUAUUAAAAUAUACGAUUUAGAAAAUUUCAAUGUCAAGCACGUGCUGUUAGAAGGUCACUAUUUCUUUGGAUUAUCCGUCGAAUCAGGUUGUUUGGUUUCUGCUGUUAGAGAUGUAGGUAUUUACUUCAUUAGCUGUACCUCUGGAAAGAUUUUGAAAACUAUCCCAUGCGAUACGAAAAAUUUAACAUAUGUGCAUUUAAUGGGAGAGAAUGCAUUUGUUUCCGAUUAUGAAAAGAACAUUCUUUAUUGUCGAAAUAGGGAUGGAGAGACAGUAUGGAAAUAUUCGUCCGAUGCCAUGAAGGGACCGAGAAACAUGUGCACAGAUACUGUUGGAAACAUAUUCGUUGCCACCUUCGAGUCACACAGCAUAAUUGCAAUAUCUCCUGAUGGAAAGACUUACAAAAAGCUACUGGGAUUCGAAGACGGCUUCAAAUUUCCAAAAGCUCUAUACUUUAGUGCAAAUACAUCUUCAUUAGUAGUUGUUUCUCAAUUGGGAUCUGCACGUAAAUAUCGCCUUUCUUAUGCUUAGAAUGUAUUGGAUUGGUUGUUUCGUGUGCGACUCAGCAGUGUUGGAUAGUGAAGAAUUGACCAAAUAAAUUUCAUAAUAAAAACUGUUGAAAGAAGUCUCAUAAUCAAAACUGUUCUUUAAAUUGUACUAAAACGGAUACUAGAUGAAAAUGAAGUGUUUAUAAA